AUGCAGUAUGUUAUUACACAGCUGGUCAUAAGCACUCCGCCCGAUAUUGUUCAGCCUGCAGUGGUAGUCUCUGUGGACGGGGUCGAGCACAGGUACACGACGGAAAGCGUUUUGGGGCGAAAAAGGAAGGCCUUUAUCGAGUUGGACGAGUUCUGGCUGAUAUACACUGAUGGUAUACACAUGGAGGCCACAGCCAAGACCUGCAUAAGCAUAGUAAACAGCGGGAUAAUAGUGGGGUCAAUUGCACUGAGCCGGAUACCGCUGGGGAUAGGGAGGUACUACAAAAAGGACUUCAGCAUACAAAGGUACCUGCCAAACAACCUGUUCCUGGACAUAAUAGUCGAGGAGGGCGCGGUCUCUGCAAUGACCGCCGUGGACCCUGGAGUGGCCGAGUCCCUUAAAAGGCUGGCCAUUCUCUCCUCCGCCCUCGAAAGAAGCAGGCUUUCCAUUCGGACAGACAGCUUUUCCCCGGAAACUACCAGCGAAAGCAGAGCUGCAGGCAGCAGCACAGCCCUGAGUGAAGCCCGAAAUGGGCCUUCUUCUGGGGGCAGUGCAGGAGCUGGCAGAUCUUCUGUGCCUGAAAUUACCGGAAGAGGGCCCUUGCCCAGAAGCUCUGGAGCGUCUGGAAUCCGGGAAGGAAGCAGUUUGCACUCCGCCGCUGGUCCUGCAGGGGAUGUUCUGGGCAAAAAAUGCGCGCUCCCGCCUCCGUCUGUCUCUGGGAAUGCCUCUUCAGAAAAGCCUGGGGCAAGUCCUCGCAAGCUGCCGCCUCCGCCAGGAAUGAUCGUGCGUCCUGCAGUGUCGCAGAUGGAGGGCGUGGAUCUUUCCAGCAAAACUGUCUUUCCGCGUGUUGGGUGGAACACGGUCUUGUCCGCUCGGGGGACUGUGUACGAGAGCCCUGGGAAAGACGCUGCUUUGGAGGGGCGCUGGAAGGAGAUAGAGGACGAGUUCAAGCGGAAGUUCUGCAUAAAAAGGGCCCCGCAAAAAGCGGAGGUCUACAAGAAGGAGCGCCCUGUGAAGGCCCAGACAAUUCUCUCGGAGAAGCAGGAGUUUCUUCUUUCAAUUGUUUUUGAGUCUACAAGAAAGAGCAAAGUCUCUCUCAACAGGGUCUCCAGAGAGCUAAAUGCGUGGAUAGACGCAGAAACGCCGCCCUCGUGCAUAGACAGCAUAGUGAAUUUGUCCAACGUCUUUCCCUCUGCGAAGGACUGCGCCAAAAUUCUGGACGCGUCGCAUCCCCUGACAGAGGUCGAGGAGAAAGUGAAGGCAAUUCUCCAGAGCAACUGCACGCAGGGAAAGUUCCUUCUGAUUAAGUAUGUGCAGUGGGCAGACCCUUCUUUAAGCAUUCUUAUUUCCACGCUGCGGGGCGUCAAAGAGUCGCUUGCCUCUAUCCAGAAAGACCGAGAAUUCCCCGUUUUCAUGGCUCUGCUGCUGCGGCUGGGGAAUCUAGUGAACUACAAGUACGCAGAAACCUCGAGCAAGUCUCCUGCGAUGGGAUUUAGUCUUUCCUCUGUAUGUGCAUUUUCAAGGUGCUCGUCCGAGCCUGUGAGCGACGAAGUGUGCAAAAUGUCUCUUCUUGAGUUUUUAAUUCUGACAGUGCGGGACAAAAUAGACUUUAAUAAGAUGAUGGGCCUGUACACGACCUUCAGAAAUAUACACUUGAAGUCCCUAAAAGACCACUACAUCAUGAUCAGGUCGGGGUACGACAGCGUCUCUGUGCUGGACAGCUUCCCUGGGAAAGAGGAAAGAAUGCACCGCAUAUUUCUGCUAAUAAGAGAGUGCGAGUACCUUAUAUCAGAGAUUGAUAGCACCCUCUUUAUGCUGUCAAAGUCGUAUGCAGACACUCCAGAGUGCAUAGUAAAGAAUAUGGUCGAUGCGUUUGAUUGCAUAGAAAAAUACAGCUACCUGUUUCAGUGA
Messenger RNA from Nematocida major, 1911 nucleotides. RefSeq lists its product as uncharacterized. The record is from RefSeq and is a predicted model, not a curated record. Bases 1 to 1911 code for a protein of 636 amino acids. Lineage: Eukaryota; Fungi; Microsporidia. The transcript has a single exon.